Lathyrus oleraceus (garden pea) is the source of this 2359-nucleotide messenger RNA. Its product is annotated as U-box domain-containing protein 38. The transcript has a single exon. The coding region runs from base 377 to 1969 and encodes 530 amino acids. The record is from RefSeq and is a predicted model, not a curated record. NCBI's taxonomy places the organism in Eukaryota, Viridiplantae, Streptophyta, Magnoliopsida, Fabales, Fabaceae. Gene Ontology annotation, molecular function: protein binding; ubiquitin-protein transferase activity. Gene Ontology annotation, biological process: protein ubiquitination.
GCGACUUUUCAGAGUUGUGGUUAUCAUAGAGAGACACUAUAAUUACCCCCGAAUAAAGAGAAAUAAACAUGUUGAAAGUUUCGGAAAUAACCUCCUUGAAAAAGCGCAGAACAGGAGUAAAGAAAAGGCAAAAAGAAUCUCAUACAGCGCAGUAACUAUCCAUCCACACUGUCAAUAAUUUUGUUUUUUUACCUGUCUUUCAUUUCAUUUCAACUCUCUUCUUCUUCUUCUCGUACUCAUUCAACAAGACCCAGUGUCACUCUUACCCAACACGUGCAAACACAAUUCCAACUUCAAUCUCACAUGCUUCUUAGUUCUUACUGUUAUAUAUUUAUAUUCCUAAUUCUUAACCGUAGCAUCUGAAAUUAAAAUAAUCAUGGGUGGCAAUGGAAAACACAGGUGGAAAAUCUCCUUCCAUCGUUCUUCCUCUCACUCUAAACCCCUCCAACCUCCCAAUGAGUUUCUAUGCCCUAUCACCGGGUCAAUAAUGUCCGACCCGGUUGUUGUCUCCUCGGGUCAAACCUUCGAACGUCUCUCUGUUCAAGUUUGCACUGAUUUAAAAUUCUCCCCGGUACUAGAAGACGGGUCCCGACCCGAUUUCUCAACAAUCAUCCCCAAUUUAGCCAUCAAGAAAACAAUACUCAACUGGUGCGACAAAUCAUGUACCCAACACCCGCACACACCGGAUUACGACUCAGUGGAGAAGCUUGUAAGAGAAAAAAUUGCGGUGGUGGCGGAGGCGGAGAAGGAAGAACCGGUUAGGGUUUCUGAAAAGGAGCUUCUCAACGCGGUGGCGGAUAACCCGCCGGUGAUAUUCUCUCACGCUGCUACUGAGGUAGGGCCACGUGUCAACCAUUUCAACUCGGGAUCUUCAUCUGAGGAAUCGGUGAUCAUCCCGUCGAGUCCAGAGACGCCUUUACCUUUCACGGUUCGUCCAACGUGUUUCUCUCCUUCUUCAUCUUCCUCCUUCGAGAUCGAAGUCCAAAACCCUAACGUACCUGUUUCGGAAGAAGAGGAAAUUCUAUUGAAGAAGCUGAAGAGCAAGGAGGUUUUCGAACAAGAACAAGGGGUUCUCUCGCUUAGGAGCAUCACGAGGAACAGAGAAGAAACUAGGGUUUCGUUAUGCACGCCGCGGAUUUUGUCGUCGCUUCGGUCUCUGAUUGAAUCCCGUUACGUUGUGGUUCAGGUCAACGCUGUUGCUUCGUUGGUCAACCUUUCACUUGAGAAAUCGAACAAGAUGAGAAUUGUGAGGUCGGGAUUUGUUCCGUUUCUCAUUGAUGUGUUGAAGGGAGGAUCCAGUGAGUCGCAGGAACACGCCGCAGGUGCUAUUUUUAGUUUGGCUUUGGAUGAUGAUAACAAGAUGGCGAUUGGAGUUCUCGGUGCGUUGCAGCCGCUAAUGCACGCGAUGAGGUCUGAAUCGGAGCGGACUCGCCAUGACUCAGCGCUUGCGCUUUAUCAUUUGACACUGGUUCAGAGUAACCGUGUCAAGCUUGUGAAGCUUGGGGUGGUCUCCACGCUGAUUUCGAUGGUGAUGACGGGGACGAUGGCGAGUCGGGUUUUGUUGAUUCUCUGUAAUCUGGCUAUGUGUGUGGAGGGAAGAACGGCGAUGCUUGACGCCAAUGCGGUGGAGUGUCUGGUGAGUUUGUUGAGAGGAAACGAGUUGGACUCGGAGGCGACUCGUGAGAAUUGUGUUGCUGCUUUGUAUGCGUUGAGUCAUGGGAGCUUGAGGUUUAAAGGGUUGGCGAAGGAAGCGAAAGCUGUGGAGGUUUUAAGGGUGAUUGAAGAAACUGGGACAGAGAGGGCGAGGGAGAAGGCCAAAAGGGUGUUGCAGAAGAUGAGGGGUUUUGAAGAUGGUGAUGACGACGAUGGCGAGUUUGAUAGUCUUUUUGAAUCGGGUGGGUUGAGUCGAGCUCGUUACCGAGUUGCUGCAGCUAGGAACAACAACCUUAUCAAUUCAACUACAUUUUAGGUUUUCUCAUUUGGAUUUUGCCAUAUAUUUUUUCAAAAGGUUUGAAUCUGCUGGUAUAGGUUCUCUAGGAAAAGGCAUGAAUUAGUUUAUUGGUGUUGUUGGAUUUGGGUUGUAAAUUAUGGAGGUGGCCAUUUCAAACUUGCUAUUUUGAUUUAAAUUUUGUGGAUCAACUAUAAACAAGGUUUAGGACUUAAACUUGGUUAGUUGUUUGUAGCCUUGUGUGUACAUAACUCUAUAUUAGUACAAUGUUUACUUUUGGUUUACACACAAAAAAAAAAUCACAGAAACAUGUUUGUGUCUUGGUUGGUUCCUUUAAGGUUAUCAUCACUGAAGAACCAACAGUUUCGUUUGUUAAGGUUCAUAUGUAAUAUGAGUUUUCAUUAUAUCUCA